UUAUAUAUAGAUAUAACUACCUCAAGUGCCGAUGUUAUUUUAUUUCAGAUUUCUGAGAUAGCCGGAGGAUUGAAUAAGCUGAAUAUGGGUUAUGAAGGAAGAGGGAAAGGUGGAAAAGGUUUGGGGAAGGGAGGCGCUAAAAGACAUCGCAAGGUUUUGCGAGAUAAUAUCCAGGGUAUAACUAAGCCUGCUAUCCGAAGAUUGGCCCGGAGAGGAGGAGUUAAACGUAUCUCUGGUCUAGUCUAUGAAGAGAUACGAGCUGUAUUGCGCGUUUUCCUGGAGAAUGUUAUGCGCGAUGCCGUCACAUAUACUGAGCACGCUAAGCGCAAAACUGUCAUGGCCACUGACGUCGUCUUUGCGCUCAAACGUCAAGGACGUACACUGUACGGGUUCGACUCAUAAUCUCAGAUUUAGUAUUUGUUAUGUAUGCAGUAUGCACGUAUGAAAGAUGGUAAACCUGUGAGAAAGUAGAAAUAUCCGAAAAAUAAAGACAAAGUACAAAAAAUGGCAUCUGAUUUUCGCCAUAUACUUUUAGAGUUCAUGUGAAUUUAUGGAAAAAGAAAUUUGAAUCCAACUCAAAUCAUUUAAAUUUUUGACAAGUAACCCAAAUUUUGAAAUGUUUUUUUUGGAUAAUAUACAAAUAUACAAUAUACAAUACAUAUAAUUGUAUUUCGAUCUUAAAGUAAACCAUUAAAUGUAUAUUCUGGGUUUUCAAUAUCCACUAAGAUUGAACUACAGAAACACUUUUAUAUUAAGUUUUUUAAUACUUAUUUGUUGCACUGCUAUUGUAAAUAUGUUAAAAUAAAUUUUUUCUCUUUAAA
Messenger RNA from Eurytemora carolleeae, 821 nucleotides. Its product is annotated as histone H4. Bases 85 to 402 code for a protein of 105 amino acids. The record is from RefSeq and is a predicted model, not a curated record. Gene Ontology annotation, biological process: nucleosome assembly. Gene Ontology annotation, molecular function: protein heterodimerization activity; DNA binding; structural constituent of chromatin. NCBI's taxonomy places the organism in Eukaryota, Metazoa, Arthropoda, Copepoda, Calanoida, Temoridae. The transcript has 3 exons. Gene Ontology annotation, cellular component: nucleosome.